AUGAACAACAUUUCGAUAAACGGAGACCCAGCUUAUCUGAACUACAAAUUUGAUCCGUAUACUAUUCCAACACUGGCUGCUAUCAUUCCACUGUUCUAUGUGACUCCAACGAUAGUGAUUGUGGGAAAGAUAUUGAAAGUUUAUUUUCGGAAUUUGUUCUGGAAGAAAGAUGAAGCAAUCAAUCCGCAUGUGUUCACUCUAAUUGUGAUUCAAUUGGUUAUGAGUUUCUUCUAUAUGUCCACCGACUAUACCACUAUCCGAAUUCCGUCCACUGGGAUCAUCACUAACUGGUGUGCUUCUGUACAACCUAAUCACUUCAUCAAAACCCUCUUCCUUCUAUCCGGAUAUUUUAAUUACACAGCCAUGUUGUUCCCAUUUGUACUUUCCUUGUUGAGACUUAUUCCUGUUUAUUAUCCAGUUCGAGUUGAUGAGAUCUGCGCCAAGGUUGUCCGCAUCUCUGUUCCCUUUAUAUUCAUCUAUCCUCUUUUAUUUUGUUUCCCUUUGAUACCCGCUCUUGGAGACUGUCGUCCACUUCUGGGAACAUAUCAGUUUGGUGCGAUCUACUUUCACUGGAGAGGCUCGUGGUUUGGUUGGCGCCUGGCUGAAACUCUCAUUUUGAACUCAUUCUUCUGGUUGUCUGGAUGCAUGAUUGCAAAUUUUCUUCUAUACAAAAACUUGAAACAACUACAACACACAAGGGAGAGCAUUAAAAUAAAGAAGGCCGAACGUUCCCUGACACUCAUCACUAUUUCAAUGUUCCCGGCGUAUAUUACUAAUUUGGCGCUCUUGUUCGUCUUCAUCUUCUGGCCAACUGCAUCUGCCUACCUGCUAGCACUGCGACCCUAUGGAAGUGACUGUGACUUUGUUGUUGUCCCUUGGAUCUUCUACAUGACACAUCCAAUUUUUAAAACAAAAAGAUUGAUUCCAACGGAUGCAGUGAGAGUUCAUGUGACUAAUUCGAGUCUUUGA
Messenger RNA from Caenorhabditis remanei, 969 nucleotides. RefSeq lists its product as uncharacterized. The record is from RefSeq and is a predicted model, not a curated record. Bases 1 to 969 code for a protein of 322 amino acids. The transcript has 5 exons. NCBI's taxonomy places the organism in Eukaryota, Metazoa, Nematoda, Chromadorea, Rhabditida, Rhabditidae.